UCACACACGCGAAAAACGCACAUUCUUGAAAAGAACUCUAUUCACCCCCCAUCUAGAGUUGCACAUUUGUCUAAUAAUUGGUAUCAGAGCAGGAAGUUCUUCGAAUACGUUAUUUUUCAGGAACUAAAAGAUCAAAUGGCAUCAAGGAUGUUCAACGCAGGAGUGACCGAGGGACAAUCAACCACGAGGCCACCUUUGUUCGAUGGAACAAACUACUCGUAUUGGAAGGAGAGGAUGAGAAUCUUUAUCCAAUCCAACGACUACAAGCUGUGGUUGAUUGUGAAGAACGGCUGCGGAGUCCCGAUGAAGAAAGUCGGUGAAGUCAACGUUCCCAAAACCGAAGAGGAGUUCACCGACGAAGAUUGCAAAAAGAUGGAGCUCAACGCAAAGGCAAUAAACAUGAUUUAUUGCGGUGUCAACGCGGAUGACUACCGCAAAAUCUCGCGGUGUGAAACCGCAAAACAAAUGUGGGAGAAAUUGAAGGUCACCUACGAAGGAACCGCGCAGGUUCGGGAGGCCAAAAUCGACCAUCUCACUCACGAGUAUGAACUCUUUUCAAUGAAGGAAAAUGAGAAGAUUGAAGAAAUGUUUGAGAGAUUCUCUAACAUCAUCAAUCCUCUCAAUCUUCUCGGGAAAACAUACACCAACCGAGAGCUCGUGAGAAAGGUGCUGCGAAGCCUAUCCCCCAAAUGGCGUUCAAAGGUGGACGCAAUCGAAGAAGGUCGUGACUUCCAAGCAACGACCUAUGAUGCUCUUCGAGGUAAUCUUAUUACCUACGAAACCACCCAACUCUCAAAGGUGGUUGAAGAGAGGAACAAGAGGUCUAUUGCUCUACCUGCAACAACAUCAACCCACAACAACGUUGAUGAUGAAGAUGAUGACAGCGACGACAACGACCUCGGACUCUUUGUCCGAAAAUUCAAGAAGAUGAUGCUCAAGAAGGGAGCCAAGAAGAACACUCCACCCAAAUGCUAUGGGUGUGGUGAAAUUGGACACAUCAAACCAAUGUGUCCGAAGCUCAAGAACGAGAAGGACAAGAGGGCACCGAAGAAGCAAAGUGCCUACAUCUCUUGGGAGAACGACGGCUCCGGGAGUGAAGACUCAGAAACGGAGGAAGUGGCCAACUUAUGUCUCAUGGCCAUUGAAGAUGGUGAUACAUCAAAAGAGGUAAGUGAUCAAGAACCUUCUCCCAAUGAUCCUUUAACUCUUAAUGAUGUUGUUUGCAUUGUAGAAGAUUUGGUUCUUAUGAUGAUGAAGAAGAAAUCGUUAAGGAAAAAGAACCGGAAGAAGAGAAAACGCAGGAACAAACGGAGCUUCCUAAGGAGUGGAGAACAUUAAAGAACCACCCGAUUGACAAUGUCAUUGGUGACAUAACGAAGGGAGUUUCUACUCGUAAUUCUCUUAGGAACACAAUUAAUCACAUGGCCUUUG
Messenger RNA from Cuscuta campestris, 1431 nucleotides. Lineage: Eukaryota; Viridiplantae; Streptophyta; Magnoliopsida; Solanales; Convolvulaceae. The record is from the annotation of a GenBank genome assembly.